UCAUUGAGCUAAAGCUGAAAUGGGAAAAAAAAAUAUGUGGACGGAUGCGGAAAGCAGGUUAGAGGCUGGGGGAAUGAAAGGCGGAGAGGAGGGGAGAACACUAACAACAACAACGAGGGAUUAGCCAUCAACUGUUAGUUGGUCGAUUUAGGGCAAAGCUGUGUCAAAAAUCCCCCACCAAACCCCAGGCGUCAUCUUCAGCACUGAGCUGCCAGUUUAGAAUCCUGGGAUGAUCAUAGAUGAACCAAAUAACGCAGGUGUGAAAAUCUAAACGCAACUUUGGAGGGACAUUGUCCCAGUCCGCUGCUGUGGUAUGUGUGCUGUCGAUGAGAGAAAGGCGAGAGGCUGACCAUAGUGAUGCCUGUGGCCUGGAAUAAUAACCGGGUAGAGAGAGGGAGUACCGCUGGAUUUAAAGAGCAUGCGUCAGCACUACAAAAGAAUGCAAGAGAGUCGGUGAGAGAAGAGCUGAGCAUCAUGGAGACAGCUUGAUGGACUGAAGGAUGAUAAAGACAGCAUGGAGCUCGAAGAAAGCUGACUGACCGGCUGAGUGCGUGGGUUGGUUGCUGACUGGAGUAGUUGCUUUUUGAGGUCUUUGAGGGCUUGCAGGCCCCCCCACCCAGCACCCGGUAGGGUGCUGCAGCCCCACGAUGGGAGAGACAGCAGAAUACCAGAGACUGCAGGAGACUGCAGAGUCAGACCACCAGAGCCUGCCCAGCGAUGAUGAAGAGAGACUGGGGAGUAGCAUGCAGUGUGAGGAAGGAACAGAAUGGCUGCUGGAGUUGCUGAUGGAGGUGCAGCUGCAGCAGUACUUCAAGAGGAUCCGAGAUGACCUCAACGUCACACGGCUCUCACACUUCGACUACGUCAAGAAUGAAGACUUGGAGAAAAUUGGCAUGGGUCGACCUGGCCAGAGACGUCUGUGGGAGGCUGUAAAAAGGAGAAAGGCCAAGCGAAAAACCUGGAUGAGCAAGGUGUUCAGUGGGAAGCGGCCAGAUGGAGAAUUUCCUCAGCAGGGCCAACUGGCCUCUUCGUUCCGCAAACUGUCCCUCACGCCUCCCCUUUGUUUGGGCGAUGGAGUCCUGGACACUCUGUCAGAUGGCAGUGGUGGUCCACUGGACGGGCAGCAGCAGGCCCUGACCUGCCUUAUCCCAGAGAAGGAUUUGACGCUGUUUGAGAAGCUCGGGGAUGGCUCAUUUGGCGUUGUGAAGAGAGGGGAGUGGCUGACGCCUGCAGGGAAAGUGCUGAAGGUGGCUGUAAAAUGCCUGAAGACGGAUGUCCUCAGUCAGCCUGAUGCUCUGGAGGAUUUCAUCUGCGAGGUCAACGCCAUGCACUCCCUGGACCACCACAACCUCAUCCGCCUCUACGGUGUGGUGCUCACACACCCGAUGAAGAUGGUGACUGAGCUGGCUCCCCUGGGUUCUCUGCUGGAUCGACUGCGAUGUGUUCAUCCUCAGGGCCCAGUGCUGAUCCACACUCUGUGUCAGUACGCCAUUCAGGUAGCGAGCGGCAUGGCUUACCUGGAGCAGAGAAGAUUCAUCCACAGGGACCUGGCAGCAAGGAAUAUCCUGCUCGCCUCAGCUAGCAGAGUGAAGAUUGGGGAUUUUGGCCUGAUGAGGGCGCUGCCUAACAACGAUGAGCACUAUGUCAUGCAGGAACAUCGCAAGGUUCCCUUUGCAUGGUGUGCUCCAGAGAGUCUGAAGACAAGAACGUUCUCCCACGCCACAGAUAUAUGGAUGUUCGGAGUCACUCUCUGGGAGAUGUUCACGCAUGGCCAGGAGCCUUGGCUGGGCCUGAAUGGUAGCCAGAUUCUCCAUAAGAUUGAUAAAGAAGGUGAAAGGCUUCCAAAGCCAGAGGACUGUCCACAGGACAUCUAUAAUGUUAUGCUACAGUGUUGGGCCCAGAAACCAGGGGACAGACCCACGUUUGUCGCCCUCCGUGAGUUCCUACUUGAGACCAUGCCUACCGACAUGUGUGCUCUACAGGACUUUGAUGAGCUCGACAAACUUCACAUCAAAGUUAAUGAUGUUAUCACCAUCAUAGAGGGGAGGGCUGAGAAUUACUGGUGGCGAGGACAAAACAAGCGUACCCUCAAGGUGGGGCAAUUCCCCAGGAACGUGGUGACGUCCGUCACCGGGCUGUCGGCGCAUGACAUCAGCAGGCCGCUGAAGAACAGCUUCAUCCACACAGGUCACGGGGACACCAACCCUCAUCAAUGCUGGGGCUUCCCAGACAAGAUUGAUGACUUAUACCUCGGGAAUCCCAUGGAUCCUCCUGAUGUUCUGGGUGUGGACCUUAGCGCUGCUCGGCCCAUACAGCUACCAGGACGGACUAAAAAGGAGCCUCCCCCUCGUCCUCCUCAGCCAGCAGUGUUAAUCAAGAGUAAGUCUGGUCUCUCUCAGCAGCUUCUUACCCACUGUUCCUGUCUUCUCUGUUCCCUCUUUGCUCCACUCUUCACAGAACCCUGCUAUGAUCCAGUAACAGAAGAUGAGGAUUCCACCUCUGCGGCACUUAGGAGAUUAUCUCUAAGGAAAACUGGUUCACUCAAAGGUCUCAAACUGAAACCAGCUGCGUGGGUCUCUGCAAACAAGCAGAGUGGCAGGACCCCGACCUCAGGCCACAACCCAAGAAGUGAUGUGUCCCUGAUUGAUUUAGGGGAGGAUUUCUCACCUACACUCUCCCUUUCCCCCCUGGCUGAAAAUCAAAAUCCUGUGUUAGUAAAGCUAGUGCUGCAAGCAGGCAACAUCUUGGACAAGACUCCACCUCAAAGUCCGUCUAAGUGGCUACCCCGGCCCCUUCACCCCACCCCUGUGGUAGACUGGGACGCCCGGCCACUACCGCCGCCUCCUGCCUAUGAUGAUGUUGCCCAAGAUGAAGAUGAUAUGGAGGUGAGCUCCAUCAACAGCUUGGAGCAGCAUCCUGAAUAUGAGCAGACUGCUGUCCACGGUGUAGAAGGAGCUCUGUCCUCAGGACAAAAUGUGGAAAGGGAAGCUCUCAUCUUGAAGGGUCCAGAAAGACCAGUUCUGGAGGACAACCUUUUUCUUCCCAGCAAGCACAGCCACAUUGCAUCCCCAUCCUUCUCCCAAUCUGCAGAGAUCUUCCAAGAACUCCAGCAGGAGUGCAUGAGGAGGCUCAAUGUCCCGACAGGGGGUGUUUGUCAGCUGUCCCAAAUCUCAGCCUCCUGUUCUCAGACUAUUCAGAACUCCCAGGGAGACCAUCAGGGUUUCUCCUCCAGUGAGGACAAACCUCAGAUCCCCCCACGUGUUCCAAUCCCCCCUCGCCCAGUGAAAAGGGGUGACUACACAUCUGCUCGCUGGUCGAGGGACCUGUCUGUUUCUCCAAAGCCAACUGACCCCACACAUGGUGUUUCAAGCACAAGCCUGGAACGACCACCUCAGAUCCCGCCCAGAGACCCUUGGUCCCAACCGAGCUCCCGGACUCCAAGCCCCAACUGCGCGGUGGUGGGGUCCCUGCAGCAGCGGAUCUGCUCUGUUAGCCCCUCCACCCACCAUAACUCACACUCAUCUUGCCCCUCUGCACACACAUACCUCUCCACCUCACCAGGUAAACUCAUGCCUACCACACACAGCUUCGCCUCAGACCCCAAAUAUGCUGCCCCUAAAGUGAUCCAGGCCCAGGGUAAGGACAAUGCUAGCAGAGGUCCUUGCAUUCUGCCCAUCGUCCGUGACGGGCAGAAAGUCAGUAACACACACUAUUACCUCCUGCCAGAGAGGCCGCCGUACCUCGACCGCUUCGAACGGUUCCUCAGAGAGACUGAGACCUUCCCCACUGCCGAGGACAGGCACAUGCGGCACGCCAACAUGGCCACUGUGAGACCGAUGGUGGUCAACACCCAGACAGUUCAGGGUCUCGCCCACCCGGGCGAGUUGAAGGCUAAUUUCUCCUGCAAUAAUAAUGGCAGUGUGAAUACGCAGCGAUCAGGGAUGAAAACAUCAGUUAGUCUCCCUCGUGUGUGUUCAGACGGGUUGACAGGUCUAGUGGUCAAUUCUUUCUGCAGCAGGACAGAAGAAGGAGGGAACUCUCUGGACAGAGUCCAAAUGGUGCAGGAGGCUGUUCACGGUGUGACAUUGGCAGAGUGUGAAGCCGCCCUCCAGAACAAAAACUGGGAUGUCCAGAAAGCUGUGCAUUUUCUGAAGGUGGAGCAGUUGUUCUGUUUGGGUCUAAGGAGCAGGUCCGAGUGCGUAAAGCUGCUGGAGAUGUGCGACUGGAACCUGGAGGAAGCCAGCACUCAGAUAUUACAAGAUUAUGGAUCCACAGCAAGACAGAGAUGAUGGCGGGAAUCCGAAGGUAGUGAGCUUUGAUUGGACUUUCAUCGUGAGCAAAUUGGAUCAGAGGAUCUUCUUUUACCUCCAAUCAGAUGAAUUCAGAGUCAAGAACAGAAGACAGAAGCACAAACUGGUGAACUUUGAUUAUUAGUCAUAAUCACAGUGACUGGAAUGGAAAACAAAAGAAAAGUCUUAGUCAUUGUUUGACUUUCAUGUGAAGGUUAUGUUAAUUAUUGCACUUAGUUACAAAGACCUUGUAUCUGACCGUCUGGCAGUCAGGGGGAGAAAUGCACUUUUCUCUCUGACAGAAAGAUGGCAUUCUGAACUAAAACAAAAAAAAGAUGGAAUAAUGUUCUCAGAACACAGAGUCAGCACAAAGUCCUCCACCGCAUGCAUGCAUACAUUUCAUUAAAGGUGAACCUCAUCUGCUGGCAGCUGGAUCACCACAUCUAGGGAGUUAUUUAGAAGAAAGCACAAUAAACCCCAGCGUUUAAUUGUCUGGAGGGGGAAGUAUCGUGAUGGAAAUAAACAAUUUUGCAUGUUUUAGGUGGGAAGAAGAUGUAUUUGAGAGGUAUGUGCUGCUGAACGCUGGGAGGGUGAACAUAUGUAGGAAAAUAACUGCAGUUACAUAAAGACACACCUGAGUGACUUUAUAGUUUGAAGAAUCAAGUCAGUCGCAGUGCAGUGCUGCACUCUCUGACCUCAGAGAAACAAAUAAAAACCAGACCUCUUAGAAAUAACAAAUAAAAAACACCAAAUAGUUGCAUGAGGACGAUUAUAUUUAAAAUAUAAAUACUCUCUUCAUGAGAAGGAACCAAAUACUGUGCAGAACAUAAUAUAAUUAGAUUUAUUUGAAGAAAAGAUUGUAUAUUACAGGUUUUGUGUGUCCCUGAACAACACAAUGAAUCCCACGCACUGUGUGAAAUAUUGCCGGACCCCAGGUACAACCUCUCCUUAUUUCUUCCCGGUAAGCAUAUUGCCCUCGGAGAACUCCAAUGCAUCAGCUGAAAACUUCAGUCUGUGCAGUUUUCUGCAUGCACCCAGACCAUGUCGGCAGCUAACAACGGCAGAGAAGUGAAAUUUUGCUCCAUAAUAAUCACUUCUUAACAGCCCUGUGAUUCUUUCAGUCAGCAGCUUUACGGGGCAAUCAUUUCCAACUGGAAGGGCAAGUUGGCUCACUGUGGACCAUGACAAAACUUUUUUCAGUCUGUGUUAUCGAUGCGGAGGAGAAUUUAUUAUUCAUUAAAGACACACCGAGGAAAUUAAGGCUGGAAAGAAUGGAUGGAAAACUCUUCCACAUAAUUUCAGUUAAAGGAAUGUUUCAGGAUUUUUGAGAGGAGGUUCUUAUAAAAGGUUAAAAGUAGGUUAUCUUACCUACAGUAGAUGACUUUUUUUGUUACUUGAUUUCGGAUAAAUUCUAGAUGAAUUGUUCCAGGAGGGUGAAGCAGAUGGCUAGUGUGAGAUGGAACAAGACCAAAGUAGGCUUCUGCCAUCGUAAAACAACUCAUCUCUCAUGUCAUAGCACAUUUUGGGAAUGCUGUUUUAUGAACCAUAAAACCAUGGUUGUGUUUGCAUUGGGCAGGUAAUUGAAACGGAUUACAAACAUAAGUUGUAAAGUUCUGGUCAGACUAACUACCUGAUAGAACAGUAAGUCAGUGGGAAAAUCAACAAAAUAACAUGCACUUGAUCACUUAUAUAAAUCUUUGCUUUUAUCACCACUUUACUUUUAUACCAGACAGUCACUGACAGUAAAUGCUUCACACAGGAAGAUUAUUGAUGGCGCACUACCUCCGACCCCCAUUUUCUGUAUAUAGCAUAGAAAAAGAAAAUCAACUCACCAUCUAGUGCAGACAUGACAAUGGUUUAAGGGUUCAUAAAAUAGUUUUCAUAAAGUGUGCCAUUUUUGUAGUUUGGGUUGUUUUAGGAUGAUAAAAAAGUUUUCUUCGAUCUUGGCCCCUCUUGAACUAACUGUUAGCCUGUGCCUCUGGGGCCACAUCGUUUGGAUAUACACUACAUGGCAGUGUCUGUAGAGUUGUCUGCAGGUAACAUAAUAACUGCUCAUAACCUUUAAGCAUAAUCUAAAUUCAACAAGCCUGAACUUUUCCUUCAAAGUACUGCAGGCUGCUUCUGGAUAACACCUUCAGUCUUUACAAGACAGCCUGGGUUUUUUGAAGUGAGGUUCUGUGAACUUAUUAACGGUAAUAGUUUCCCUACCUGUAGUUGUACCACAGUGAGUUUGUAGGAAAAUUAAUACAUCUUAAAAGAGGUGGAAUGCUAAUAGCUAGCACCUGUUUUAGCUGAUUUUAGCUAGUUAUUGCAGCUACCAGCCACUGCCAAACAUAAUUUAGCUUUAGUAACAUGGACCUUGUUGGAGUGAGAUAAUGGUGACAAUCUCCUGUAAAAGUAUAGAUGGUUAACAUGCACUAAUACAGUGUUGUUUUGUGUAGAGAAGAAUUUUCACGUUUUCUCUUUACUAAAAUCAGAACUAUCCGAUUUAGAAGAAGCAAACUAUAUUACCCUGGAUGUGUAAACAUGACCACACAAAUUCUGUUUAACCCACUCAUCUGUACCAUUGCUUAGAAGAACGCAGACGAUCACUCAUUUUCAGCUCGGACUGUCUCUGAUGUCUCUGAUAAGCUAAUAAACAGGAACAUCAGAAAUCUUAAUCUGCUCUUUCCGGUGAGAAUCAUUGGGGUAUUUUUUUUUAUCUCUGUAUGGACUGGUUCUGGUAAAAUAACUGUAUUAAAGGAUGUUCCUGCCGAGGACAACAUAAAUGUUGUGCUGGUCCUCUGGUUCGGGACUCUCUCUCUGCCGUCUCCCUGCUGAGGAGAUGAAACCAGGCGCAGACAUGUUACCUGUUCAUGUGCUGUUCUUCCUCCCACCAAGCUGCUGUAGAUUUGGACUGAAGUGAACCUAGUGAUGAUUUGAUUUAUCCAAAGCAGUUUUGUCCUAUUAAUAUGCCAGCAGACUGUUAAUUUCUGUGUAGAUUUUCUUUUCUUCCACCAGAUUUGUUUCUGUAGAAGCUUUUUUUUUUUUAUCAUUUUAUCUUAAUUCUGCUUUUUCAAUAUUUUUCCAUCUUUUGUAUCUGUGGUGUUCUGAAUGCCUACUGUAAAGUUGGUCUCCAUUGUUUCUGUUUUUGGCGAUAAUGGAAACGAAUCUCAUGCUGCCGAAUUUAGAGAUGUAUUUUUUAUUAAAGAGGAGCAAUUUUUUUUUA
Messenger RNA from Girardinichthys multiradiatus, 7497 nucleotides. It is a transcript of the gene tnk2b, whose product is annotated as tyrosine kinase, non-receptor, 2b. Gene Ontology annotation, cellular component: extrinsic component of cytoplasmic side of plasma membrane. The transcript is spliced from 19 exons. The record is from RefSeq and is a predicted model, not a curated record. NCBI's taxonomy places the organism in Eukaryota, Metazoa, Chordata, Actinopteri, Cyprinodontiformes, Goodeidae. Gene Ontology annotation, molecular function: protein serine/threonine/tyrosine kinase activity; protein binding; ATP binding. Gene Ontology annotation, biological process: protein phosphorylation; regulation of keratinocyte differentiation; negative regulation of epidermal growth factor receptor signaling pathway. Bases 648 to 4289 code for a protein of 1213 amino acids.